AUGCCGUUCGUCCAAGGAAAUGACCACCGUCUCUAUUAUGCCGACUCCCACCCCGCCGGCCCUCCAACCCCAACCGGCCUAACCUUCAUCUUCAUCCACGGCCUAGGCUCCUCACAAAACUACUACUACCCAGUAAUCCCACACCUUACAAAACUCCACCGCUGUAUCACAAUCGACACCUACGGCGCCGCCCGCUCCCCGUACACGAAUGACACAGUCACGAUCCCCGGCAUCGCAGAGGAUGUCAUCGGCGUGCUAGACUCGCUGCAAGUCCCCAAGGCCGUGGUAGUCGGCCAUUCAAUGGGCGGGAUCGUAGUGACAGAGCUAGGCGCACGGUAUCCCGACCGUCUACAGGGCGUUGUGGCCAUUGGGCCGACGCACCCGUCAGAUAUGCUGGUGACGGUCAUGAAUAAGAGAUCGGACACUGUCCUUGAAUCUGGAAUCGAGCCAAUGGCAAAUACCAUCCCCUUUGGAGCUGUCGGUUCGCGUAGCACCCCGCUUCAAAAGGCUUUCAUUCGGGAGUUGAUCUUGGGACAGGAUCCGAAGGGUUAUGCUGCGCUAUGUCGUGCUAUUGCGGCCGCUAAACCGGCGGACUAUGCUGCUGUCAAGGCGCCUUUCCUGCUUAUUGCCGGCGACGAGGAUAAGUCUGCUUCUAUGGAGGGGUGUCAGCAUAUCUUUUAUCAUGUCUCCAGUAAGCAGAAGUCCCUGGAGGUAUUGAAGGGGGUUGGACAUUGGCAUUGUAUUGAGGCUGCUGAUGAGGUGGGUGAGUUAAUUGCGAAGUUCGCGAACGUUGUGAAUGCUUGA
Molecule: messenger RNA, 804 nt
Organism: Penicillium verrucosum
Lineage: Eukaryota; Fungi; Ascomycota; Eurotiomycetes; Eurotiales; Aspergillaceae
Product: alpha/beta fold hydrolase
Exons: 2
Coding region: 1-804 (267 amino acids)
Source: RefSeq, a predicted model, not a curated record